CCAAUCGCGUGCGGCCUGCCGCUGGGGCUGCGCUCUGAUUGGUCGGUCGUACUAGGCGGGACUUUUAGGGACUAACCGUCGCUCGGUUUGAAUUGAAACAGAAGGGAGUUACGGGCGGCGAGCGGACGGUGCAGGAUCUGAUCAUGGAGAACGAGAAGAAGCAGCACCUGAACAUGUCCCGUCUGCCUGUCCCCCCGAGCAGGAAGAGGCUUCUAUGUGAUGAGAACCAGGAGCAGUCAUCCAGGAAGCGUCUGAGGGUGUCUUCAGGGGACCCACCUGUACGAGUUGCGGCGAGCAUCGCCACAUCCAGACCCCGUGUUGCGCCGGCUGUUGCCCUUCCUAAACCACAAGUGAUUGGUCGACAGUCUCUUCAGGUCCUGCAAACGAAGAACAGGAUGACCACCGCAGCAGUUCCUACCAAACCUAAAGUCCCAGCACCAGCAGCCGCUUCAGGAGCCAACAAGAAGCGCGCGGCCUGGGAUCUGAAGGGACAAGUGAACGACAUGAAGGACAAGGUCACAAAUUACAAAGGCAAAGUGCAGUCACUGUCUGGGGAAAACGCACAACUGCUGAGCACCAAGGAGCAGCUCCAGAAACAAGUCACCCUGCUGAGCGGCCGCAACUCUGAUCUCAGCCAGAAGCUGUGCUCAGUGGAAUCCAAUCUGCAGGCCGAGCAGAGUAAGCGGUCAGACUGCGAAAAAGAGGCGCAGCGGCUCAGGGAACUUUGCCAGAGAUUGGAGUCUGAACUGGCUUCAGAAAAAGAAGCGGUGCAGGAGCUGAGGGCGACCAGUCAGAGCUUGACACAGCAGCUGAAGGACAAGGAGGGUCGGGUGAUUUGCUUGGAGGGAGAGAAUUCCAGACUGCACACCCUGGUCCGAGAGCAAAGCAAGGAGAUCAAUGAUCUGAAAUGUCGCAUAGCAGACCAGGACACACAGAUAUACACAUUGGAAACGGAGCGGAGGAGACUACACAACACCGUGCAGGAGCUGAAGGGAAACAUUCGCGUCUUCUGCAGAGUCCGGCCAACCCUGCCGUCUGAGAAGGCUUCAACUGCAGGAAAUAUUGUGUUCCCUCCUGGAGAGGAGAAGGCCAUAGUCUUAUCUAAGACUGAGGAGUCUCACAUCGGUCGGGAUAAGAGUCAAUCCGUGAAAUACGACUUUAAUUUCGACUGCAUUUUUCCACCCAGCGCCAGUCAGGCCACAGUAUUCGAGGAGAUCUCAUUGCUGGUUCAGUCCGCCUUGGAUGGGUACCCAGUGUGUAUUUUUGCGUACGGUCAGACAGGCAGUGGGAAGACAUAUACCAUGGAGGGCCCAGACAACAUCACUAUGGACACCGUGGGGAUGAUCCCCAGAGCGAUCAGCCAGAUCUUCAGCAGCGCAGAAGAGCUGAAGUCUAAAGGCUGGCAGUAUAAGUUCAAGGCUAGUUUCCUAGAGAUCUACAACGAAUCCCUGAGAGAUCUGCUAGUUAACCGACCGGACAAGAAGCUGGAGUACGACAUCCGCAAGGUCAAUUCAUCCAGCAGUGAGGUCUACGUCACCAAUCUGCGCUAUGUGGACGUUUCCAGCGUUGAAGAGGUGCAUGAGCUUCUCCAGACGGCAAAAACGAACCGAUCCGUGGCCAAAACCGCCCUCAACGACCGGUCGUCUCGUAGCCACAGCGUGUUCCAGCUGAAAAUCGAGGGAGAGAACAGCAUCAGAGAUGUACGGACGUCGUCCGUCCUCAGCCUGAUCGACCUUGCAGGGAGUGAGCGUCUCGACCGAUCGCUGUCCACAGGAGACCGACUAAAGGAGACCCAGAGCAUUAACACAUCACUGUCCACACUGGGAAUGGUCAUUACGUCACUAUGCAACAAGGAUGCACAUAUACCGUAUCGGAUAGUAAACUUGACAUACCUGCUGCAGAACAGCCUCGGGGGGAACUCCAAAGUUAAACUCCCUUCGGUUUGCCAGCAAGGUCAACGAAUGUGUAAUCGGUACAGCACGGGCGAACCGGAAGUGAGCAGAAGUCUAAUGAAAAUAACUUUUUAUUGGCUUAUGUGUAUGUAUAUGUAUAUAGUUUUACACUUUUAUAUAAAUAAAACGUAAGGAGCAUAAAGCUUAAUGAAAAAAACAUAUUGAUGACUAUAGUACUGCAUUCGAUGGGGUUGUCCAGUAGUGCAAAAGAUGUCCUACAA
This is a messenger RNA of Hyla sarda, 2173 nucleotides long. RefSeq names its product kinesin family member C1 (gene KIFC1). Lineage: Eukaryota; Metazoa; Chordata; Amphibia; Anura; Hylidae. Gene Ontology annotation, biological process: microtubule-based movement. Gene Ontology annotation, molecular function: ATP binding; microtubule motor activity; microtubule binding. The record is from RefSeq and is a predicted model, not a curated record.